AUGAGUAAUCGUAAUAGUCAAAGACAAAAGAGUCGUAAUGAUAAUUAUGAUAAAAAUAGAACAAAUUUAUUGGAUAACAAUGAUUUAAAUGAUUCUGGUAAUGAAUAUUACUCGAACGAAAAUGAACAAACAGUGAUUUCUAGAUCAAAUGAUCGUGUGUAUACUGAUUUAUCGAAUGUGAGGCCCAGUACCAUCAAUGGACACAACACAAUACUGGAUGGUCGUUAUCAACACUACAAUAAGGAUUUCCUUCGUAAUCAGCAGCAACAGUUUAUGCAGCAUCAAUAUAAUGAUUAUUAUAGUCACCAGCAAUUUUAUCAUCAACCCCAAGUCGAUUAUACAAAUCAGGGUAGAUCUAACCAUCUCCCACAAUCGGCUGUUCAAUCUAACCGUACCCAGGCAGUUAAGAUACCUAUUCUAACUGCCACACAAUCUUCGGUACGGACAGUGAAUCAUGGUUUGAUAAACAAUCCGAUUAAUGAUCAACAUGUAGCACGUUUUACUCAACAAAAUUCUAGUCCUAAUACACCUAAUAGUGCUUCAACGCCAAAAAGACAAAUUGAAAAUGAGCAAUAUAAGAGUAACUUAAAUAAACGUCCAAAGGCAACGUUAAACCGUCAGUACCUUAGUAAUAAUAACCAAUAUAGUGUACCAUUCUCACAUUUAAAACGUGCAGUUAGAAACAACCUUCCCUGCUUUAUUAUACAAUUUGAUUCAAAUAUUUCACCAAGCGAAUUACCUUCAAGUGUAAUAGCUAGUGGUUUAAUUCAUGGAAA
Molecule: messenger RNA, 776 nt
Organism: Didymodactylos carnosus
Lineage: Eukaryota; Metazoa; Rotifera; Eurotatoria; Philodinida; Philodinidae
Source: the annotation of a GenBank genome assembly